CUGACACAAUUUAAGCAAUCUACCACGCUGUUUUACCUGUCAUUACCUUUACGAUUUAUCAUUUUGGGAACACGUCCAAAGUAUUUUAUUUUAUUUAUUUUAAUUGCAAAAGUUAAUAUAUGUGUUGAUAUCUGUUAUAAUUAAGAAUUAUCGUCAAAAUCAAAUAAUGUCAAGAAAAAAGAAUAGUAAAAAUAUUAAAGAAUUAGAAGAUGAAAUUCCAUCUAAUGCAGAUGUUAAAAUAACCUCUAAAACUUCCACGGCUAAAUCGAAAAAAUCGAAAGGUAAAUCAAAAAAAGAUGGUUGGGGUGACAGUGAUGAAGAAAUAUCCCAUAAAAAGAUCACUGAAAAAUCAAAACCAGAGGAAGAAGCGUCUGUUGAUAAAUCAAAAACAAGUGGUAACAAAGCCCCCAAUAAAUCUAAAAAGAAUAAGAAAUCCAAAAAAAAUGACGAUUGGUCUGAUGACGAAGCUGAACAAGAGUUUAAGUUGCCAUCAGAUGAUGAGGAACCCGUGAUUGCUAAACCAGUACUUAAGAAAAAAGGAAAAAAUAAGAAAAUUGAAGAUGAUUUAUCAGAUCCAAAAGAAGAUUCUGAAGAUUUAUCGGACAUUGAUGAACAAUUGCCCACAGAUUUGGCAGAAAAACCGAAUGAAGCAGAGACUUGCAUAAACAAACCUGAGGGUGAAGUCAAGUCCAGCAAAAACACUGUAGAACAUAAUGAAAAACAAGAAAAAACAAUGAGCAAGGUUGAUGAUGCUGGAGAUAUAUCACAGCAGAUUUCUGAGCUCACAAUGUCUGAUACAAAAGUGAAUAAACUGUCUGAUAAUGAAGAAAAUGCAAACGACGAGACAAGUUCUUCUAAAAAACUUACCCACAAAGAAAAAAAGAAGUUAAAAAAGAAACAGGAAUAUGAAAAGCAAAUGGAAUCUCUCACAAAGAAGGGUGGUCAAGGCCAUAGUACCUUAGAUAGCAACUUUACUGUUUCACAGGUAGAGAAAUCGGUUGGUCAAAAACUUGCAAUGGAAAAUGCUGUAGAUAUUAAAAUUGAAAAUUUCUCAAUAUCAGCAAAAGGAAAUGAUUUGUUUGUUAAUGCCAACUUAUUGAUUGCAAAUGGUAGAAGAUAUGGUCUAGUUGGUCCUAAUGGGUGA
Messenger RNA from Ctenocephalides felis (cat flea), 1144 nucleotides. RefSeq names its product ATP-binding cassette sub-family F member 1-like. NCBI's taxonomy places the organism in Eukaryota, Metazoa, Arthropoda, Insecta, Siphonaptera, Pulicidae. The transcript has 5 exons. Bases 167 to 1144 code for a protein of 325 amino acids. The record is from RefSeq and is a predicted model, not a curated record.